UAUGUCAAAGUCAAAAUCAGCUGAUUCUGGUUAGUAUCAAAACAAUUUCCAAAUAUUAAAUUUAUUUAUUAAUGAAAUGGAUAAACUAACAUUAAUAUCUGGAACGUUAUUUAUGACGGCUGAUAUAUUUGCAAUAGUAAGUUUAGCCAGACCAGAUUGGAUUGUUACAGAUGUCGGUGGAGACACUAGGCUAGGUUUAAUGUGGACCUGUAUGACUCUCUACAAUCGACCACAAGUUUGUUUUACCCCCGAUCUACAACCCGAAUGGCUAUUAGCAUUAGUUUGUAUUUUUGUUGGCUGUAUAUGUAUUACGACUACCAUUAUACUACUUGCUUCGUCACAUUGGGAUAGAAAUGUUGUCCCAUAUGCAAGAUGGGUAGGGUUUACAGCUAUGGUUUUAUUUUGCUUGGCCGCUGUAAUAUUUCCAAUGGGAUUUCACGUAGAUGAAAUCGGUGGACAACCAUAUCAACUUCCAAACAGUCAUCAAGUAGGAAUCUCGUACAUUUUAUUUGUUGGAGCUUUGUGGAUUACUGUAAUAUCAGAACUUUUCGCCGGAAAAGUUUGUCUCCCACAUUUUUAACUGUGUUUCUUUUUAAACAUUGAUCAGUAUUGAAAUUUUAUUUACAGAUUCGAAUAUUUUAUAUAGUGCUCAAAAUUAUUUUAGUAUAAACAUAUUUUUUAUGUUAAGUUUAAAGGUGUUUUAAAAAAAUACAGAAUAUAAGUAGGUAA
Molecule: messenger RNA, 729 nt
Organism: Sitophilus oryzae (rice weevil)
Lineage: Eukaryota; Metazoa; Arthropoda; Insecta; Coleoptera; Curculionidae
Exons: 3
Coding region: 77-580 (167 amino acids)
Biological process (GO): negative regulation of smoothened signaling pathway
Cellular component (GO): Golgi apparatus; ciliary membrane
Source: RefSeq, a predicted model, not a curated record